Molecule: messenger RNA, 4437 nt
Organism: Gekko japonicus
Lineage: Eukaryota; Metazoa; Chordata; Lepidosauria; Squamata; Gekkonidae
Gene: PLEKHA1
Product: pleckstrin homology domain containing A1
Exons: 12
Coding region: 104-1321 (405 amino acids)
Cellular component (GO): cytoplasm; membrane
Molecular function (GO): PDZ domain binding
Source: RefSeq, a predicted model, not a curated record
GGAGCGGCGGAGCGGCGGCUGGUCCGGCUUCGCGGGGCUCUCUGUUCUCCGGGGCUCCCGCACAGGAAUUUGCCUGGGCUUGAUGUAAUGUUCAGGUUCAGAAAUGCCUUAUGUGGAUCGUCAAAAUCGCAUUUGUGGUUUUCUAGAUAUUGAAGAAAAUGAGAAUAGUGGGAAGUUUCUGCGGAGAUAUUUUAUACUGGACACAAAAGAAGACAGCCUGGUAUGGUACAUGGAUAAUCCGCAGAACCUUCCCUCUGGAUCGCCACCCGUUGGAGCCAUUAAGCUUACCUACAUUUCAAAGGUUAGUGAUGCAACUAAGCUGAGGCCAAAGGCAGAAUUCUGCUUCGUCAUGAAUGCAGGGAUGAGAAAAUACUUUCUACAAGCCAAUGAUCAACAAGACUUAGUUGAAUGGGUAAAUGUCCUAAACAAAGCUACCAAAAUUACAGUACCAAAGCAGGCUGAUUCACUGUCUCAGAAUGAUAAUUCAAAUCGCCAAGCUGAAAGUGUGGGGAUAAAGAAGCAGAUGUCUUACAGAACAGAUAUUGUUGGUGGUGUUCCUAUAAUAACCCCUACCCAGAAAGAAGAUGUAAACGAUGGUGAGGGUGAUAAAAACUACUUGAAACAGUCUCAAAACCAUCCUUACUAUUCUGCUAAGCAUCCCCCAGAUAAUGCUGUGAUCAAAGCUGGCUAUUGUGUUAAACAAGGAGCAGUGAUGAAGAACUGGAAAAGAAGAUACUUCCAGCUGGAUGAGAAUACGAUAGGCUAUUUCAAAUCUGAACUGGAUAAGGAGCCUCUUCGGAUUAUACCGCUGAAAGAGGUUCAUAAAGUCCAGGAGUGUAAACAAAGUGAUAUAAUGAUGAGAGACAAUCUGUUUGAAAUUGUAACAACUUCUCGAACAUUUUAUGUACAGGCAGAUAGUCCAGAGGACAUGCACAGCUGGAUUAAAGCAAUUUCUGGUGCAAUCGUAGCACAGCGGGGACCUGGAAGAUCAGCAGCUUCUGAGCAUUCCAACAAUUCUUCAGAAUCCAGCUGGCCUGCAAAAACAGCAGCUGCCUGCUCACAUUCCACAGCCACUCACAACCCCACUUUGGUCUCAACCCUUAACGCCGAACCCCCUGUCUUGGAGAAGCGAAGAUUUCACGAAUCUUCUACCAAGGCCAAGCCAGGGAGCUUCAAGAUCCAGGCUGUCCCUUCAAGAGACCCAGCUUCCAAAGUGACUGUACACGGCCUAUGGGAACCUCAAAAUAAAAAUGGCACUCAGGAACAGGAUCCAGGCCCAGUGGAUCUAGAUGAUGCAAGCCUUCCAGUCAGUUAUGUGUAAUAAUAGGAAGAGUUCGGAGAAUGAUCCAUUUGUUUUGGUCCGUGAAUUUCCUUGCUCAGACUUCUAGCCAAAGAUGACUAUGGGAUGAAAGAACAAAGAUGGGAAUGUUGUUUAUGUAGUUCUGUAUGUUUGCAUACGUUCAAAUUUGUGUAUGUUUAAAUAGUCAUAUACUGCCUUGUACUUAUUAUCACAGCGGGCCUUUUGAUUUUUCCGCUGCCUGAUAAUAAAUCACUUUCUAAUAGGGAGGGGCCAAAAUACAUAAAAAAUAUUACUGUUGCCAAUCAGCAAGGUACCAGCUGCUCUUCAUCUUCAAUUUGGCAAAGCUAAGAUUAGAAUCUUAGUGCCCUAAUAAAAGAAAUGUCAACAAGGUGUGACUUAAUUACACUGUAAGUCAGGCUAAUGACAAGGGAGUUGAUUUUUUUAGGUUCUAAAUACUGGCAAAGCCUUUUAGGCAUUUGGAUAUAUGUCAUCAUAGGAUUGAUGUAGUACCUUGCUGAACCAAAGGAGUGCUUCUAACCAUGGAUUUUUCCCUAUGCAGAAACGGUAUUCAUUUAAAAAACACUGCAGUGUCUGAAAUGAGAUAUGUUUUCCCUCUGUAAGUUGCACAGAUCAAGUAGCCACUAUGCAAUUUGUAUGGCAGGAAAACCACUUUUGCUCCAUUUCAGAAAUUGCACCAGUGCAUUUGUGUUAACUUACACAAAUCUUCGUGUUUGAAAAAUCGUGUGCGUGAAGCAGGGCAGAGGUACAGAUAAUUUACAUUGAUGGAGACCUGUUGACUUAGUUGUAAUCCCUCUUCUGUAACUUUUCUGUGAAUCACUGCCCUUUCCCCAGAGAAUUCAACUCCCUUAGAAUUCCAGGUAUUUGGUGCUGUGAAAACAUUACGGUAAUACAGCUAUUUUGAAUAUUAAGCCUAUUUUUGAUGCACUCCUAAAGGUGAAUUGUAACUUUUGCACAUUUGGAUAUUAAUGGACCACCAGUAAAUAAAGGUGUGUUGUGGAUUUUUUUAAGUAGGGAGAAGGGAAACUGGACUACUAAAUCUUUUAAAGGUUUAACUAAAAGUAUUUUAUAUUAGGCUUUACAGAAUUUAAAUGUUUAAACUAUUGUCUAAGAUUUUUUUGUUUUUGUUUCUUUCCCUCUUGUGAGAUUGAUCCAUCCCCCCCCCCCCCAUGAGUAUGUUGUGAACAGUUCCCAUUUAAUAGAUGGAUCGGUCAGAGACUGGAAAAAAAAUUGUUUUAUGCUGUUAUCUGGUACUGAAUUGUUCAAUCAUGCAAUUGUGGCCUGUAACUUUUGGUGCACUAAAUUUAUUAAAAGUGCCUGUGGGUUCUUCCUUUAUGAUGUUCUUGGGGACUAAUGGAUGUUGGAUCUUGCUUUUAUGGUUUUGAACCGUGAGGUGAAAUCAUUUUGAGCACUAUAGUCCAGCACAACUUUGGUAUUCUAGGGAUGCCAGUGGACUGGUAGCUACUAGUUGUGCACUAUAAUUUUUAACUGGUUAGUUGUUCAGGGGAUUCAGUGAUAAAAAUAAAAAGGUUGAAGAAACCAGUAUCAGAUAUUUGUGGAGAAUGGGCAUGCACUAUUUUGUGGUUAAGUUGUGAAAAUAUUUGCUUUAAUUAAAAAAAAAAAGCCCCAAAGUUUUACAUGCUGCUGCUUAAUGUGAUUUCACAUUUUCUAGUUCUGCAAAACUUGUGUGUAACGCUUCAGAAAACAUGGAAAGCUAAGAAUGCACAGAUACUCAGGACAAAAUGUAUGCCCAGUUCAUUGAGAUUGAGGAGAACUGAACUGUAUCUGAGUGGUAGUGAUAAGCAGCCUUUGUAGAUCAGUGAACAAAUGGUGCAAGAUCCUGUUAGCCUGUAGCCCUGGGGCCUGCUGACUACGCUGCUGCCCUGGUAGGGUUGAGUGGCAACCAGCAGGAGUCUGGGGCAGACAUGAAAGGGUAAUGGUGUUUUGUCACUUUUUCGGGGGGGGGAAACAGAAGUAAUGCCAUGCCUGUGGUAAAAUGGGAGCGUUUAUGGUGAAUUCCAGAGUGGACUGAUGUCACUUCAGGGAAAACCUGAAGGUGAUAUUCUCAGAUUAUUUUUCUCCCACCAGUGGUUGGGGUAAAAUGAAAGCUGGGAGUGGGGAGGACCCCCAUUGGCAAACUGUCAGCCCUAUGCUCUGGUGAGAUGAGGCAAGAGAGAGUGUUCUUUACACUUCUCUCCAGUCCAUCGUAGUAUAACACAGUUUACUUUUCUAUUGUCUUUUAGUUGCUCCAACAAUAAAACCUCAUUGGAAGAAGGCAAUGGCUCAAGGCCUGGUGAAAUAUACUUCCCUUGUGAUCCAUGUCAUUUCAGAGGUUCAGGGAAACUUCCUUUCGAUACUCUAAUGACCAGCUUAUCUAGAUUCUGAGUGCCAUGCAUAUGUAAUGGAAGAUAAAAGUGGAAAAGUAAUGCACAGUGGAUCAAGUUCCCCAAGGCUACUGCAAUAAUGUGCUGUGUACGGUUUGAAACUUCUGCUACUGCCUUAGACCUCCAUGCCACAUGGUCACUUUUAAUGGCUAAAUAUUGAGGGGGAAGAUAAUUUAGUUUCCAAAUCUAUGCUACCAAGAUAUAUUUGCCCUACAAUCACUUACUGCAAGGCUGUAUAUAUCUCUAUAUAUCUUGUAAUCUGCUGCUGGUCUUCGCAUUGGGGAGGGAGUUCAUCCUGCACCCUGCACCCUGGUUUGCGAACCUUGUCCUCCAUUUUCUAGUUUUACAUGCAGGAGGUUUUAUCAAGAGGUACAAACAUUUUUUGUGAUUAUGCGACUAAAGCCAAAUUUACAUGUGCCACAUUUAAGUACUUUUUAAAGCUGUUGGUAUGCAGCUAUUAAAAACAGGCAAUAAGUUUUCCAUGCAGAAUGCAUUGAUUUUCUGAAUUGAUUGGUGGCCAUGCAGGCAGGUUGGUUUACAAUUGCUUUUCCAUCUUUCUACAUUUUAUAACACACAUUAUUUCAGUAUAGUUCUUGCAUUGAGCCACUUCCUGAUCCCAUUGUCUCUCUUUACCUCUAGGUGAGGUUGCACCAUUGCACUUCUACACUUAGACAGGGCUUUUUUUGGUAGAAAAAGCCCUGCAGGAACUCAUUAGCAUAUCAGGCCACACCCCUG